Messenger RNA from Lagopus leucura (white-tailed ptarmigan), 2574 nucleotides. It is a transcript of the gene ILDR1, whose product is annotated as immunoglobulin like domain containing receptor 1. The record is from RefSeq and is a predicted model, not a curated record. The transcript is spliced from 9 exons. Gene Ontology annotation, cellular component: plasma membrane. The coding region runs from base 1 to 1947 and encodes 648 amino acids. Lineage: Eukaryota; Metazoa; Chordata; Aves; Galliformes; Phasianidae. Gene Ontology annotation, molecular function: high-density lipoprotein particle receptor activity.
AUGGCGCCGCCGCUGGCCUGGCUGCUGCUGGCCUGCCUGCCGGCCGCGCCUCGCCCCGGCUAUAGCGAGGCCGGUCCGCGCGUGGCUUCGUUACCCCGAGAGCGAGGCCCGUGUGUGGUCGAGGAGGAAGUGACCCCCUGCUUCCUGGCCGCCUCCCGUGUCGCCUGUGUACUGCAGGUUGGUUUGGGCCUGAGCGCGGGAAGACACGCAGCGGUCCCCUCCGGCGUGGCCACAAGUGCCCCAGCCACGUUACGAUCUGAUGCGACUGCGCCGCUUCGGUACCUGCUGGGUGUGCUCCUACAUGGAAACCAGAGCUGCCCUCCCUGUCCAGAGGUGGCCUUUCUUCCAAGUUUUGCAGGUUGCCUCUCCCUGCUGGUGACAGUGCAGGAUACUGAGCGUUACACCACCUUAUUUGCCAGUAUUACCCUCAAGUGUGAUUACAGCACUUCAGCCCAGCUGCAGGACGUAGUGGCGACCUGGCGCUUCAAAUCCUUCUGCAAGGACCCCAUCUUUGAUUACUACUCAGCCUCAUACCAAGCCAGUUUAGCUCUUGGCCAGGACCCGUCUGAUGACUGCAAUGAUGUCCAACGAAAGGUGCGCAUUGUCAUCCAGAAAUAUGGGCAGAAUGAGCCUGUGCUGGGUGUUGACUACCGGCAACGAAAGAUCACCAUCCAGAACCGGGCAGACCUUGUUAUCAGUGAAGUCAUGUGGUGGGACCAUGGCGUAUACUACUGCACUGUGGAAGCACCAGGAGAUACCUCAGGGGAUCCGGACAAAGAAGUUAAGCUAAUUGUUUUACACUGGCUCACAGUACUCCUCAUCGUCCUGGGUGGCCUCCUCCUCCUCCUGCUGAUUGGAAUAUGUUGGUGCCAGUGCUGCCCCCAGCAUUGCUGCUGCCACAUCCGGUGUGUCUGCUGCCCAACCCGGUGCUGCUGUAAUGAGAAAGUACUGGAACAGCAUCGAUUCAUGAAGCAGGCUCAGGCAUUUGCACCGUGGAUGUUACCUAACAUGUUCUAUGGAGGUGCUGAUAGGAACUCACAACUUUCCUCUUAUCAGCUGAACCCUCUACUGCAACAAGAUGUGUCUCUGCAGAACAGUCUUCCACUGGUGCAGCCACAAGCUCGACUUUCCCCUAACAAAGGUGUUUUGGACUAUCUGGAGUCUGAAAUCAAGAACCUUAACCCAUCACAGCCCCGGCCACCCUCCAACCAGCGGCAGGCAGUGCAGCCCAGCUUACUGUCCUCCCUGGGCAGCGACAUCAUGCAGCAUGGCACAAACGGUCUUCCUCCUCUCACUGGUCAUGUUUCUUCUUCCCAUGGGAGCAGCAACUCCUCACGUCCACAGAGAACUACCCACAGCCCCAGAACUUGGGACUCCAUAGCAGAGAACAGGAGGGAAGAUCGGAGGUGGCCCUUGCCUUCCAGUGAAGAUUCUCGUUCCAGCUACAGUCGGGAAUCCCGGGACAGGCAGCGAGACGACCAUCCUCCAAGGCAGAGGGCAGGCGGCUAUGAUCACAGGCCGCAGCACUCCAGGCGGGAUGUGUCACCCACCCGCCAGACUGAGAGAGGAAAAAGCAGCAGCAGCAGCUGCAGUUUCUAUUCAGAGGAGGCCAAGGAGCACUCUAGCCACCAUCGUGGCCGGAGACAGCAGUCUGCAGUGAGGCGAGAGUACCAGCAGCACACCAGGAACAGCAAUAACUCGAGGCACCGGCGGCACAGCUACUCUCCCCCAUCUCGACGGGGAUCAUGGAGCUCCUCAGAAGAACAAAUCUGUCUCCCAGCGACAAACCGCAGGCGGCACAACCGGUCUCGGGAAUGGCCAGAUGAUAAACCUCCCAGUUAUCGCUCGCUAGAAAUCAUCCCAGAUCGGGACAGCAAGCACAGAGAGGGUGCAGGGCCACGCUCGGACAGAGGAAGUUCCUAUAGUGCAAGAAGCAUUGUCAUUUAAUGCCAGUACUGAAAGAAUGAAGAUUCACACUGGACUCUUUUUAGCUAUUUUUACUAUAUAGUUGGGAUGACUGCUUUUGAUUGAACCAGCAAAGGGAAAACAAACAGAAGAUGAAACUACUUUUGAAGAAGAUAUGUCUAGUGGACAUGAAAGCGAUAUAUAGCCCAUAUUUGUUCCUACUUUGAUUUGGAAACUUAGGUUUGUGAUGGGCUGAAAACAUGCUAUUGGAUACAGCAAAUGUUUUUAAUAAACAAUUUAUUCCCAGAGAUAUCAAUUGCCUUUGUUAGGUAGGUACCCUGACACUAGAAGCAGUAGUAGAGUAUGUAGAAUGCUGAUCCUUUGGGCACCAGUUACUGGAGAAGGGCUCAGAUAAUCACAGGGAUGUAAAGUCACAGGACAAUAGAGUAAUUUAGGUUGCAAGACAGCUCUGGAACUCAUCUGACCCAGUCACCUCAGAAGUUGGUGUAGAGAGGCAUAGCAUUUCCUUUCUGAGCCCCUCUAAUGUACUUCAGAAUUAUUUGAUGCUUGCUGCUUCUGCCUGGCUUUUCAGUGUAGUGUAAGCAGUUGCUCCCCUUUGUCCCUGAUCCCAAACAGCAGAAUUCCAGUGUUAGAAGGAUUUAGAAGUCU